Diospyros lotus (date-plum) is the source of this 1974-nucleotide messenger RNA. RefSeq names its product AAA-ATPase At2g46620-like. The record is from RefSeq and is a predicted model, not a curated record. Bases 400 to 1821 code for a protein of 473 amino acids. The transcript has a single exon. Gene Ontology annotation, molecular function: ATP hydrolysis activity; ATP binding. Lineage: Eukaryota; Viridiplantae; Streptophyta; Magnoliopsida; Ericales; Ebenaceae.
UUCCUUUCCAUCCCUUUCGCUAAAUGCUCAUUUCAUUUGCUUUAUUCUCCAAUUGUCAGGUCCACGUAUAAUCCAACCACGCAACAACCUGUAGUGUAGCCAAAUACAAAACGCUAUACCAAAUCCCUGCCUUGGGAAGUAAGUGGGAAAGGGCGGAGAUACAGAAGAAGAGUGUCUACCUCCAUCGUUCACUUCAAUACUCCCCUAAAUUCGCAUACAAAAAAGCCAACCCAGUACCAGUACCCUCUCCCUCGAUCCUUUAAACUUUGAUCCCUUUCUUGUUGCUCCCUCCCGCCAAUUCUCACUCUAUUAUUGCCGCCCUCAAUCCAAAUAUGGUCGAGGCGAUAUGUUUGAUUCCAGCAGUUCGUAGAGUUUGAGUUUUUGGUCAGUUUAGGAGUCAUGUUAUCAGUUAUUGCGUAUUUGUUUCUGUUAUUUGUUGCCAUUAUUUCUGUUUCUGUUCUUCUCCGGCUGUUCUUGUACCGGACUGCUUUGAUUUACCUUUUCAACAAUUGGGUUCAAUGGGUUGAGGACAGAGUCCACGUUCAUCAGUUCUUCAAGGUGCCCGAAUUGAAUGAGAAUUUUCAGGAGAAUCAAUUUUAUGCAAAAGUUUAUUCUUACUUGAAUUCCUUGGCUUCCAUUGAGGAUUCCGACUUCACCAAUCUGUUCGCCGGGAAAAAAUCGAACGAAAUCGUUCUUGGCAUCGAUGAUAAUCAGGUGAUUCAGGAUGAAUUUCUCGGAGUGAGAGUGUCGUGGAGGAACGAGAUUGCGAAAGGCGGUGAAAACAGUUGCAGGACUUUUGUGUUGAGGAUGAAAAGGAAGGACAAGCGCCGGAUUCUGAGACCGUAUUUCCAACACAUUCACACGGUCUCCGAUGAGAUUGAACAGAGGCGGAGACAGGUGAAGCUUUACAUCAAUACGCAGUUCGAUCGUCAGAGCAGCGGAAGGUGGCGAUCGGUUCCGUUCGCGCACCCCUCAACACUCGAAACGAUCGCCAUGGACUCCAAUUUGAAGAGCAAGGUCAAGUCCGACCUCGAAUCGUUUCUCAAGUCCAAACAAUACUAUCACCGGCUCGGCCGCGUAUGGAAGCGAAGUUACCUACUCUACGGCCCCUCAGGUACCGGAAAAUCAAGCUUUGUCGCCGCCAUGGCGAACUUCCUGUUAUACGACGUCUACAACGUUGAUCUCUCCAGAGUCUCCGGCGAUUCCGAUCUGAAAAUGAUUUUGCUGCAAACAAGGAACAAAUCAAUCAUUGUAGUUGAAGAUCUCGAUCUGUUCCUAACGGAGAAAUCAACGGCGCUGACAUUGUCCGGCUUGCUGAACUUCAUGGACGGAAUAGUCAACUCUUGCUCUGGAAAUGAGAAACUGAUGGUGUUCACAAUGAGCAGCAAAGAAGAGAUCGAUCCGGCGUUUCUCAGGCCGGGACGAAUCGAUGUUCACAUACAUUUUCCUCUCUGCGAUUUCAAUUCUUUCAAGAGUUUGGCACACAGCUACCUAGGGGUCAGGGACCACAAGCUGUUCCCGCAAGUCGAGGAGGUGUUUCAGACCGGCGCGACGUUGAGCCCGGCGGAGAUGGGAGAGAUCAUGAUCGCCCACAGGAGCUCCCCCAGCCGUGCUCUGAAGUCGGUGAUUUCGGCUCUACACGUGAACGGACAGCGGCUGAGCGAGAGCGCUUCGGCGAGAUCGCCGGGCGACGACUCUUUCUGUUUCGAUAGAUCCAAGGACAGUGCGGCACCGGUGAAGGAGUUACGCAACCUUUACGGUCUACUGAAAUUAAAGGCCUCUAACAAAAUCGGAGCGUCCGAUCGUGAAUCAUCAUCAUAAGGUGAUAAAGGGUUUACCGUAGAUGUUAGCUGUUUUUCUCUCUUUUUGACCUUUCCUUAAAUCUGGAAUAUUUCUUUUUGUUGCACAGCACGAUAAUAAUAUUUAUUCGUCUAAACAAUUUUGUGAUUAAUAACAAAAAAAUAAUUCAUUUAG